Molecule: messenger RNA, 474 nt
Organism: Closterium sp. NIES-65
Lineage: Eukaryota; Viridiplantae; Streptophyta; Zygnematophyceae; Desmidiales; Closteriaceae
Source: the annotation of a GenBank genome assembly
AUGGGCAAACGGGAAGAGAUGCCAGUGGGUGUGCUGGGGGCUGCACCCGUGGCUGGUGGGGCCACACCCAUGGCUGGAGUGGCUGCACCUGUGGCUGGUGGGGCCACACCCAUGGCUGGGGUGGCUGCACCUGUGGCUGGUGGGGCCACACCCAUGGCUGGGGUGGCUGCACCCGUGGCUGGGGACGCAGCGCAUGUGCCUAGAGCAACAGCCUCUGUUCCGGAAACCCUGUUCUGUAAACUAAAUCCACCCCCUCCUCUUCUUCUAGUAACUCAGUCAAGGGAUCCGCACACCAAGGGCAGCCCAUUCAGCAGUCCGAAUCUGCAUGUUCACAAAACUGAUCAACCCACCAUCCCAUCCCUCCACCUCUCCCUCCUCUUCGUCUCCUUUCUCCAUCCCAUCCUCUCCCGCUCCUCCCUCUCCUCGCGCGCCUCCCCCAUCCUCGCUAUCAGCAUCCUCGUUACUAGUCUCUGA